AUGUCAGACACCAAUGAAAACACUCCCCUGCCUGGUACUAGCCAAACUCUCCCCAUUGCUCUCAACGCAAUAUCGGAUGCAACUGAGCCUCACACUAUCGACCCGUCGAGCCUGACACCCUACGAGAAGAAACUCUACGACUUCUUGUACUCCCAAGGAUGGACCCAUACACAAUGUUGUAACACCGCCCAAGUGCAGUGUCUUCACGAGCAGUGUGAGAUGGAGCUUCCAGAGCAUUUCCCAGCUCCUAGAGGCAAUGCCGAGCAACAAGAUCUGCAGAUGCAGCUGAGACUCAAUGAGGAAAUGAAUCGUCGAAGGGCGAUUGGCGAGCGCAUGUACUCUUCUACAGGUACCAUGGAUAGGGAGAUUGAUGAGGGGAGGAGGGCUUAG
Messenger RNA from Aspergillus luchuensis, 390 nucleotides. RefSeq lists its product as uncharacterized. NCBI's taxonomy places the organism in Eukaryota, Fungi, Ascomycota, Eurotiomycetes, Eurotiales, Aspergillaceae. The record is from RefSeq and is a predicted model, not a curated record. Bases 1 to 390 code for a protein of 129 amino acids. The transcript is spliced from 2 exons.